Podospora pseudopauciseta is the source of this 1311-nucleotide messenger RNA. RefSeq lists its product as uncharacterized. NCBI's taxonomy places the organism in Eukaryota, Fungi, Ascomycota, Sordariomycetes, Sordariales, Podosporaceae. The coding region runs from base 1 to 1311 and encodes 436 amino acids. The transcript is spliced from 3 exons. The record is from RefSeq and is a predicted model, not a curated record.
AUGGAUGAAGAAACGUUGUUGAGGAAGAGGCCUUCCGAGGUCUCCAUCGAAGUCCUUGAUCCUGAACACUACCACGCACUCGUCAAAGCGAUUCGAAACAUUCUUUCAACAGAGCUGGCAGAGCUGAGCAUAGCACAGCUUAUUGAUGGCCUUCCAUUGAUGAUCUCGGUUUUCGAGAGCCGCGGGUGUCUUGUCGGGAAAGGCCAUCCAUUACUGGAACACGAGACCCUUUGCGAUGGCGCUCUGCAGCAGGCAAAGCAAUUGCGCGACGGAUUCGAACCGGCUGUUCUUUCCUUUUCUUCCAAGAUCAUGCAAGCAUAUCAAAGCUCAGAAAUCGGGUCUCGAGAAUUCAAGAUGCGACUGGUGGAACUGACUGCCGUUUCCAUCCACAACAUAGCGGUGGCUCUAUUUGCACAUCAUCCCAAGCUGCACAGUCAGGAGGACAUCGACGCCACUGUGUCCUGGGUCCUUCCGCCUCGGUGGAUAGAGCACGAUGGCCUCAAACCGCGCUGGGAAAAAGACAUUGAACCCCACCCGACGUUCUUUUACCAUAUAAAUUAUCUUGAUUACGACCGCUACACCCACGGCCUUGCUGAUGUAGCUGGAUACUGGGCAGAGGAUCGCAUAUUUGGUGGUGUCGUUCUGUUUGACAGAGGCGAAUCCGCAUACGAGUGCAACGAUAUAUACCUUCAUUCCGGAAGAGUCAAAGCACCCUCUCGUAUUUGGAAGCUCCUUGACUCUCAGUUCGAGGGCUUAGUUGACUUCCUCAUGUCCGCUGAUAUUAGCACACAAGAACCACCCAUAUCUCUUCCCAUUCUCGCCACCAGAGAAAAUCUCCAUCGCCACGACGCCUGGGAUGCGAUUGCUCUGCACAACAUUUACAGAGACCCCUGGGAACGCAAGUUCCCUCAAACAAAACCCAAAGAGUGGAGGGACGUACGGUCAAUAGGAGAUCACCCAGAGCUGCAGGGCGCUUUCGAUGCAAUCACCAGCUACAAGCCGGAGAAACCGGUGAAAGUCAAACUGACAUAUGACGAGAGGGGAUUGCCGGUUGUAACGAAGUGUUCUAGGGACUUGGAGGCCUCAGAAGACGAGCUGUCGCAGGCAUCAUCCAGCGGCAAGCGCAGGAGGAUUGGAGCGGACAACUCGGGAGAAACACCACCGCAGAAGCCCCCCCCCCCACGCCUGGGCUCUCCACCUCCGUUGGACUCCCCGCCACCUCUCAGUUCGCCUCCUCGACUCGAUUCACCAGAGGCCGUAGAGUUGCCGUCUUCGCCUGGUCGGAGUGGUGCAAGCAAACCGGAGCAGUAG